UUUUAACAAUAUAUGCUGUCAGACGUUUAUCUAGUUCCCUUUCAAAGUCACUGAUGAUCACAAGGAUAACAUGUCUGAAGCUGAUGUUUUGUACUCUGAUGUCAAGUUCACAAGAGAGAGGGGAAAGCCUAAUGGGAACGCGUCCUCAUCGGCUGACACUACUUACUCUGAAGUCAAGAUCUUGAAGAAGCAGCCGUCCACAGAGCUUCCUGGUUCCCAGGAACAACAGGUGUCAAAUGGACGAUCAGGAGUCACAUGCGAGAGAGUGGCUUUAGUCGUUCUCAGUGCUCUCCUGGUAGCUGCUGUCAUCGCUCUCGGCCUGACCUCUUAUAAAAACAUCCAAACCAUGGAACGUCUCCAACAGCUGGAGCUUGAUGCUGUGAGAAAAAACCUCACAGAGAAACACUGUGAAGUAAAAUCAUGCAACAACACGAUGCCGCAAAAGUGCCCAAAACCUCCUUUGGUACAAAAUGACAGGUGUCCAAGCUGUGAAGAAGGCUGGGAGCAACAUGGAGCAAAGUGCUAUCAUUUCUCCAGCUAUAAAUCAACCUGGGAAGAGAGCAGAAGUGAAUGUAGACGUCUAGGAGGAGAUCUGGUGAAGAUAGAGAGCAGAGAGGAGCAGGAAUUCCUGUUGGGGAGACUGAGAGACAAAAUGGACACACAUGAAGACAAGUUCUGGAUCGGACUGACGGACUCCGAGGAAGAAAACAAAUGGUUGUGGGUAGACGGCUCACCACUGGACACGAGUUUGACUUUCUGGAGCGGCAAAGAGCCGGACAACUGGGACGGAGAAAACAUGGAUGGAGAGGACUGUGUGAGGAUGGGGGAGAAGAACGGAGAACACUUGAUGUGGUGGUUUGAUAAAGACUGCAGAGCGCCUCAAAGAAGAGUUUGUGCCAAACCAACAAAAACUUUAAAAUGCGUCUGAAAUGCAGUUCAGCUCAAGUCUUAAGGCUCAGCCUGUUAAACAAGCUCAGUACAGGAUGCAGAACGUGGAGCAAUGUGAUUAUUAAUGCAGCUAAUGAUA
Molecule: messenger RNA, 1027 nt
Organism: Sebastes umbrosus (honeycomb rockfish)
Lineage: Eukaryota; Metazoa; Chordata; Actinopteri; Perciformes; Sebastidae
Product: hepatic lectin-like
Exons: 8
Coding region: 71-928 (285 amino acids)
Source: RefSeq, a predicted model, not a curated record